AUGUUUAAGAUUUUUAAAAAGAGCAAGAAAUAAAACAAAAGCAAAAGAGAAUCUUCACUAGAUAGCAUGAAGGAGUAAUUCGUAUAAUCCACUAAAGCCAAAAAUCUACCUCCCCGUUUUGCGGAGUAGCUAUUAUUUUUAGAAAUGGAAAUGGAGUAAGAAAUAGUGGAUCUAAACAGUGUUAAAAAGCUUUUAGAGUUAUAUGCAAAUGCAAUAGAGUAUUAUGAAUCAAUUAAAAGUGACAAAUAUUUUAUUUUUAAAAAUAAAACAUAAUCGCUUUUACUGAAACCUAACGUUUCUUCAGCCAUGAUUAGAGAAUAAAUGUAAAAUAGAUAAAAAUAAGAUAUGCUUAAAAACAAACAAGAAGACCAAUCAAAGAUGGCAAAGCAUGAAAACAACCAAAAAGUCAAGGAAGAAUAAAAUCUACCCAUAGCUCUUUAGCAACAGUAAAAAGAGCAUAAUUUAAAAGUUUAAUAUAUAAAUGCACAGGAUUCUUAAGAAAAUGCUAAGAUAUUGCUAUGCUAGCAUAAGUAGGAAUAAAAUUAUACUAAGAAUAUUAUAAAUGGAGAAAUAAAAAAUUAAACUAACGAAGUACUAAAGAGACUAGAACAAAGAAGGAAAUCAAAGCUGGAAAAAGUAGAGUAGUGUUCUUAAAUUGUUUAGAGAGAUAGAACUAUUUCUUUACAAAUAGACAAUAGCUUUGAUGAAAGAAAGAAACAAUUUGAAGAUUCAUCCAUUUAAAAAUAAAACAUCAAAUAAUUAAAUUAAUUACUUGACUAAUUAAGUCUCCAAAAAAAUGAACAAUCACCUUAGUCUUCUAAUUCAACAAAAGAGGAUUCUACAUCUUGCUCUUCUUAAAAUGAAAAAAAGCCAUCAGAAAUAGGUUCCUCAGGUAGUAACAUAUCCCCAAUUAAGGAAGAGAUUGACUUAAAUCAAUAUAAAAAAGCUGAUUUUUCUUCAAAUAAGAAAAAAGAUAAUUUAUCUAUGAAGAGGAAUAUAAAUGACUUAUACUAGACACCAAAUAAAGAAAACGAUAAGCAACUGAUAAAUAAAAUUAUUAUCAACGGCUUUAGUAAUAGCAGUAGUAACCAAGCCAAUCUAGACUCACCAGUAUUAAUCAAAAUGAAUUCUUAUGGUAAAAAUGCUGACCAAAAGUAAUUAAAUAUGAAAUGGAUGACAGCCUCAACCAACAAUUUCCAUAACGCUUUCUAAUUCAAUUGA
Tetrahymena thermophila SB210 is the source of this 1221-nucleotide messenger RNA. RefSeq lists its product as hypothetical. The record is from RefSeq and is a predicted model, not a curated record. NCBI's taxonomy places the organism in Eukaryota, Ciliophora, Oligohymenophorea, Hymenostomatida, Tetrahymenidae. The transcript is spliced from 3 exons.